This is a messenger RNA of Trichophyton rubrum CBS 118892, 1398 nucleotides long. Its product is annotated as mitochondria fission 1 protein. The transcript has 4 exons. Gene Ontology annotation, molecular function: protein binding. The record is from RefSeq and is a predicted model, not a curated record. Bases 114 to 575 code for a protein of 153 amino acids. NCBI's taxonomy places the organism in Eukaryota, Fungi, Ascomycota, Eurotiomycetes, Onygenales, Arthrodermataceae. Gene Ontology annotation, biological process: peroxisome fission; mitochondrial fission; autophagy of mitochondrion. Gene Ontology annotation, cellular component: mitochondrial outer membrane; peroxisomal membrane.
CGGCUUCUUCUACGACAGCAUCUAGAGUGAUAGACCCGACUUGCAGUGUUUGCCUCUUGCGCAGAGACGCCUGUUUUUUAUAUAUUUAUUCUUCCCUCGCAGAAAAAAGCCCGAUGAUGGCUUCGUUACCUUACGCCGCGGACGCUGAAAGUCCCCUCAAGCCCGCAGAGCUGCAGGUCCUGCGCGCCCAGUAUGAGAAAGAGGGCGAAUACGUCGGCGUCCAGACCAAGUUCAACUACGCCUGGGGCCUGAUAAAGUCAAACUCCCGGCCGGAGCAGCAGGAGGGCACCCGGCUGCUGUCUGAGAUCUUCCGCACCGCCCCCGAACGCCGACGAGAGUGUCUCUACUACCUUGCCCUCGGCAACUUCAAGCUGGGCAACUACGGCGAGGCCCGACGGUACAACGACCUCCUGCUCGAGCACGAGCCCAACAACAUGCAGUCAGCCAGCCUGCGCACCCUGAUCGAUGACAAGGUCGCCAAAGAGGGCCUCAUGGGUGCCGCCAUCAUCGGCGGUGUCGCCGUGGCUGCGGGCUUGAUCGGCGGCCUCAUCAUGAGAGGAGCCAGAAAGCGAUGAACAUAGAUACUUAUGACGGCCCUCUUUUUACAUUUGGCGGCUUUCAUGGCCUUGUUCUUUUUUGUUUUUUUGUGUCUCCAUUGUGUACUAUCUUGACUACAUCUACUUUAUCCUCGGCUCUACUUUUUCCUUUUGGCAGGCAUUUGGAAGGGCGUUCUGUUGGCUUUUUUUUUGAAGACCCAGUCUCUCCUCAUGGUACACAGCGCUUAAUGAAGACUUCUUUGACCUUAUUUUGACCUGACUUCGGGCUUCUUUCAGGCCUUUUUUCUCUUUUUAUUUGAUAUCAGAAAUUUUUGAUAUUGAAUUUUCAAUCUCUUAGUGAAAUGACUGCUGACUAAGCAACGACGUCAUCUUUUGGCUUCUUCUUUUCUUUCUGCGCCGGAAGAAAAAAAAGGAACAAACAAGCAACGCACAAAAGGCAGAGCAAAGCGAAGAGUUGGAGAGAAAGAAAGAAGAAGAACGCAGAGAACGCAGAGAGCGAGGCUGCAAGAAGUGAAAGCAGCGGAGAGCAGGCAGACGCAGCAGAAGCAAGACGAAGCUUCGCGAACCUCCGAGAGACCCUCGACCUGCAUCAACCGAUCACUUGCCCAGCCCGUUUGUCCUUUUUGCGCAUCACCAAAGGACUUGUUCCGCUGGCCACCGACACCCUCAGGAUAUACGCUCAGCCACCCGAGCAGAGGCCGCCCUGGUUUUCCGUCCACGCUGUUUACAGCUCUAUCUCCCUGCUCUCUAUCCCGACAGACACCCGUUGCAUCCUCCCCCGCGAGCAAACCCGCCCUCAUUUCGCUAUAAAUACGAAAUUCUAGAACUACCCAGCCUUCGU